AAAAGCUUGAUUGUUAUGUGCAUUCUAUAGUGAGUUUGAUGUAGAUUACGAUGAUGUAUUUAGAAUUGCAAACGGAUGACUGUGGUGUGAGAAAUCUAGAUUUGAACAUUUGAUCCAAAACCCUAAGUGCUUCGAUUCGGUUGAUGUGAGAACUUUUAGGAUAAAUGGAUAUGAUAUUUGGAUUGUAGGUAGAAAGACCUUUCCAACGGAUAUGGCCAUGUCCAUUUUCGUUAGCUUUGGAUGUUCGUCCAUUUUUGUGAAUUUCUGGAAAUGCUGCUUGUGGAAGACGAUGAAACAGUAGCUUUUGAUCCAAAAUUUCAGUUUGAAAAUUUAAAAUUAGUGUUUCCCGCCAUUGCCUGUAAUAUUUACAGAAAUGCUACUGCAAUUUUGUUUAAUUAUUAAAAAUGUUUAACACAUUAAAAAAUUCAGAAAAAAUAGUAAAAAAAAUCAGAAAAAUAUGAGAAAAAUUUUGUUGACUUCCUUGGUUUGUGUAGGUUUUUUUUGACCUAUUGGUCAAAGUUGUGCUUGGCAAUUUUUUUAGUUGACCUAGGGUUUUCCAUUGUAUGUCCAUUUUUGAUACAUGUUUGUAAUUUGAUCAUGAAAUGCUCAUAAUGUAGAAUAAAUUCUUGAAAAUUUUUGUGGUGGUUCUUGACUCAUUGAGGAUUAUUUAUAUGUAAAUUUCAUGAAUUUUGGAUACCUGGUUAGAGAGCAGCAAAUUCUGGAACUUAGGUGUGACAAUUUGUGUCACACCUCAUUAUGUCAACUUGCAGGAUUUUUUCGAGUGACCUAUACAUGUUAGAAUUGGCUGAAAUUUUGCAUGAUGGUUAGUUAGCAUGUUAGGAUGUUGUAUGAAUUUUUGUAGAAUUUUUCACUGCAUUUUCAAUUUGAUCAUGAUUUUUCAUUUCUGGUGGUUGAAUUUGCAAGCUCAUGUGACACAUGUUGGUAGAUUGAUUGGGAAAUCCUCAUAUUGUAUUGUAUGGCCAUGAAAUUUGAUAUGCAUGAACUAGACACGUUGUGUGACCUCCUUGUUUUGGUCUCAUCCAUUUCUUUUUUGUUUUCAAUGAGAUAUGAAUUUUUGAAUUGGAUGUAUGCAUUGAUGGUGUGAAUUGAAGCAUGAAAUUGUGUCUGUUUUUGUUGAUUUUCAUUGACAUGGUUUCAUUUGCCCAAUUGAGCUCAAAUUUGACAUGGUAGACCUUGAUUGACCCCUGUUUAGGUGUAUUUAAUUUGAGAAUUUUUGGAUUUAUUUUGAUAGGGAUUUGAAUGCAAUACUUCUGUUUGUAUGCUUGGUGCUUCAUUUGAACCAAUGUGCCUUGUUUUGUGCAUGAAUUGAACAUGAUGAAUGAUAUAAACAUGAGACCAAGGAUGUUUGCUCUUGUUUGAUGUUAAUUUGAGAUUGGUUGGUGAAUGCCUUGCUGUUUAAGGAUUUUUUCUUGUUUUGGACCCUAGGCUUGGCCUAGUGGUCUAGUUGCUAAUAUUUGCUUGAUUUUUCAGGAUCAAAAAGGCAAUGCAUAUGGAGAAUGAUUCAAAUUAACUUUAAUUGAUGUUGUUGAUGUUUGUACACUAACAUAAUUGUGUUUUGCAGGUUGUGAAGCAUAGGCUUGAGCCUUGGCUUGCUUUGUUUGUGCAUAGCUUGUAUAGUUUGUCUGAUUGAACUUGCUGUUUGAUUUUGUCUGUCUGGGUACUAACUGUGUUUGACUGUUUCCAGGUACUUUAGUUGCUCAGUUCCUUGUGAACUAUUGCUUUGCUUUGCUUUGCAUAAGCAACUUGCAUUGAGGAAUCAUUGCUCGUGCUCGCAGAGCUGUACCUUUGCACUCAACCCGUCCUCACAGAUACUUCACCAGACGCAAUACUCCUCGACUGAUGGAUCCUCCCAACGCUGACAUCCUCGAACUGAAAGAGAAGAUGGGAGAGCUGAUCAAUGUCAUGCAAGAGUUCACCUUGGGGCAGAAAGUAAUUGCCGAAAAGGUGGGGAGGAUUGAAGACUGGCUGAAGAUGGGGAACAUGCAAGAAAACGCUUCGUCAUCUGGACCGAAGAAAUCUUUUGGUAAUGACCAGCACAAGGAUGAGGGUGAAUCGAGUGCUGUGUACGCCCAGAGAGGACACGGUAGGGGUCGUUACUACCAGCACACCGCUGCGGUAACUAUUCCUGCUGACAAUCAGCCUGCACAACAGCAACAGCAGCGUCAGCCAUUUCAGCGGAGGUCUCCGAGGGUAGGAUAUCCAGUCAGGAGGAGGAUGAGUGAUCGGCAUUUUGACAGGCCGCCUGUGACAUACUCUGUCCUAUUGAAAAAGCUGAAAGAUAUGGGGGUGGUACAGUUGAGGACUUUGGCACCUAUGGGACCUGAUCAAAGGCCAGCCAAUUUUGAUGAAAAUGUCAAAUGUGAAUUCCAUUCGGGUGCUCCCGGGCACAGUGUAGAGGACUGCAAAGCUUUUAAGCACGUAGUCCAAGACCUGGUGGAUUCCAAGGCCCUCAAUUUUACAUUGUCAUUGAAUGCUGAUGCCAAUCCCAUGCCGGCGCAUGGACAGGCGAUGGUGGGUGCAAUUGCUGAAAAUUCAGAUCGCGCCUGUGUGGUAGGUGGAGAGACUGACAGUGACUGCAAGUUCAGUGGUUGGAUAAAGCCGUGCGUACCAGGAAGCUGGAAGGCUUAGAAAGAUCAGCACUGUCACUCAUUCGGAAGAGUAAUGAUUUCUGUUUUGAUUUUAUCUGCAUGAAAGCCAUACGUGUUGCCCGACACGUAAUGGUCCAUUGUAAGGGCCACCUCAUGUUUAAAUUUGCAU
Lathyrus oleraceus (garden pea) is the source of this 2778-nucleotide messenger RNA. RefSeq lists its product as uncharacterized. The record is from RefSeq and is a predicted model, not a curated record. Lineage: Eukaryota; Viridiplantae; Streptophyta; Magnoliopsida; Fabales; Fabaceae. Bases 1861 to 2649 code for a protein of 262 amino acids. The transcript has 2 exons.